AGAGCCCGGGGAGCCAUGGCCGAGACGCAAGAGCUGCUGCUGCAGCUGCAGAAGGACAACCGCGACGGCCGCCUGAGGAAGCAGGAGCUGGAGGAGCUGGUGCGUGUGCUCGAGGCUGAGAGCGAGAGCCUCACCGGGCGCCUGCAGGAUCUGCGCGAGCGUGAGCGCAGCCUGCAGCGGAGGCGAAGCCAGGCGGCGCAGGCCCUGCGAGGGGAGGCGCGCGAGGCAGCGCGGGAGCGCGCGGAGCGGGCGCGCGGACUGCUGGAGGAGGCGGAGCAGCGCAAGAGGGACCUGGAGCAACACAACCAGCAGCUGCAGGGGCAGUGGGAAGAGCUGUCAAGUCAGCUCUUUUACUACGGAGGGGAACAACUGAGUCAGCAGCGCGCAGAGCAGCAACUCGGAACCCAACUGUUAGCGUUGCAGAAACAAUUGGAGUUAUUGGAGGCCAAGCACGCGCUGCAAGCGGAGGGCCUGAGGCAGGGCGUACAGCGGACGGAGGAGGCCUGGGCCAGCUUCCAGGAGCAGAGUGGAGUCCUGCAGGAGCUGCAGGGGAAGGUGAUGGAGGCGGCUGCUGCGCUGGAUGCCUCGCGAAGCAGCCCGGAAUUCUGCAACUCUCAGCCUCGCCGGGUGCAGGACUCCGCGGGGUCCCUCAUGGAGGAGGUGGCCAAGGCUGAAUGUGAGAAGCGGCUGUUCGGCGGCACGGGCGCGGGCGCGACGGGCGUCAGGCUGUGGGCACUGAGUGCGCUGCAGGUGCUGCUGUUGCUCCCGCUCGGCUUCCUGACGCUGCCGCUGCUCUACGUGGUGCUGGUCAACCCCGCCGCCUUCCGCCGCCUGCUCCCACGACUGGGCUCGGACACCGCCUUCCGCCGCUUGCGCUACACGCUGUCCCCGCUGCUAGAGCUGCGCGCGCGCGGGUUGCUGCCCGCCUAG
Molossus molossus (Pallas's mastiff bat) is the source of this 930-nucleotide messenger RNA. It is a transcript of the gene TMEM191C, whose product is annotated as transmembrane protein 191C. The transcript is spliced from 10 exons. Bases 16 to 930 code for a protein of 304 amino acids. The record is from RefSeq and is a predicted model, not a curated record. NCBI's taxonomy places the organism in Eukaryota, Metazoa, Chordata, Mammalia, Chiroptera, Molossidae.